CACGCUUUCUGUGGGCGCGGCCAGCGGGCGGAGCUGGUGGCGGAGGGCGGUCGGGGCUGCAGCCGGCCUUGGGUCCGGCCGAUGAGGCAGCCCGACGGACCAGCGCCGGCAGAGGAGGCCGGACGCCCCCACAGCGCAGGAGCCGAAACUAGCAGCCGUUCAUCAAAAUGCAGUGGAAUUUAGUUCGGACUGGCUCUCAGCUGGCAAAUAGGACAUGUUUGACGGGACACCGGGCUGGUUCCUUCUGGUUCUGCCAAAGCGAAAAAGGACAUUCGGUCUUAGACGGCGCUGGACGCAGGUUAGUUUGGGUUCACGGCCCUCAAAGCCGGAGGCUCCACGGAGCUGCGGCCUUAUACAUCUCGAAGGAAAAGAAGCCACUGGAGGCUCAUCCUUCCCAGCCAGACAUCUCUCAACAGAAACAACAAGAGGAAGCAAUCUCAAAAGGAAGACCUGACCUUCCUCUCAACAAAACCCGCGGAGCUUCAAAAGACGCAGGAGAGGAACUCGAUCCUUUACAAGACAAAUCCAUCAGUCUCUUCCAACGAUUUAAGAAAACGUUUAGACAGUAUGGCAAAGUUAUGAUUCCAGUACACCUGUUGACUUCCACUGUGUGGUUUGGAACGUUUUAUUAUGCAGCCAUGAAAGGAGUGAAUGUCGUUCCUUUUCUAGAACUCAUUGGGUUACCGGACAGCGUAGUAAACAUUCUGAAAAAUUCCCAGAGCGGGAAUGCAUUAACUGCAUAUGCCAUGUAUAAGAUCGCAACCCCUGCCCGUUACACCGUGACCCUGGGGGGCACAUCCAUUACCGUCAAAUAUCUGCGGAGCCGUGGCUACAUGUCAACCCCGCCUCCAGUAAAGGAGUAUCUACAGGACAGGAUGGAGGAGACCAAGGACCUCAUCACAGAGAAAAUGGAAGAAACCAAGGAUAGACUGACUGGAAAAUUACAAGAAACCAAAGACAAAGUUUCUUUUAAGAAAAAAGUGGAGUAGGAAGUUCUGUGCACUGUAGAGAAGGAAAGUCAUGCACUUUCACCCUUUAGAGACUGUGUCCUAAAGCUCCGACUCCUGAAUAUUCAUUUUGGCUGCCUGCCUGCCUUCCUCCGGGGGUUAAAGGCGCCCAUUGAUCCUGUUGUCAAUGUCAGGUGGAAACUGACAAAAAUCAGUGUUUUAUGCCAGAGGGAGUGAAUCCAGGGUUAGACUUGCACAUCUGCAGCAGCAGAAGUAGUGGUAGGGUUUGAUAGUCUGGAUGCUUGUCCAAAAUCUGUAAUAUCACUUUGGCUAACCGCUCUACCGCCGUCAGUACUUGGGGCACGCAAGGCACGCGCGCGCUGCUAGGAUAUGGACUUCCCUCAUAGGGUGGGGAAGCUGGGUCUUGCUCUCCCAGUUAUCCACUGGUCAGCCUUUAACUGCGUCCAACUCUCAACUUGGAGGGGACCCUACGAGCGGCAAAGCUGCCAGUGAAGUCGUGGUGUGUGUGUGUGUGUGUGUUUUCUUUUAAUUGUGUCUCUAAAAUCAGAAUUCCUUCAGCCUAAAAAAAAAAGCCCUAGCAAAAUGAGGGUGCUCUAAUAGCCAUAGAUCAUUAGAAAUUUUGAUUUUAUAAUGAAGGAUGAAAUAAGAUCAAGAAUGUAUAUGUGAUCAAAUAAAAUACCGAUGCUGGACGGAGA
Messenger RNA from Tachyglossus aculeatus (Australian echidna), 1663 nucleotides. It is a transcript of the gene MIMS1, whose product is annotated as family with sequence similarity 210 member A. The transcript is spliced from 4 exons. The record is from RefSeq and is a predicted model, not a curated record. Gene Ontology annotation, cellular component: mitochondrion. Lineage: Eukaryota; Metazoa; Chordata; Mammalia; Monotremata; Tachyglossidae. Bases 168 to 989 code for a protein of 273 amino acids.